Messenger RNA from Protopolystoma xenopodis, 732 nucleotides. The record is from the annotation of a GenBank genome assembly. Lineage: Eukaryota; Metazoa; Platyhelminthes; Monogenea; Polystomatidea; Polystomatidae.
AUGAAAAUCCGCCUGCAACCAGAUAUCGGUCCCGGAGGUGAGCCAACUACACUCUACCCAGUAUUCCGACUAAAAUUAGACGAGCUCUUUAUCCGUUGGUUCACGGAUACUAUCACUCAGCGCAACCUCCAUAAUCUACUUAAGGAACUUCAAUGUGCUGAUGACCCAGCCACAAUUCCAAUUCCCUCUGGUUUUCUCAAUAGUUACAAUACCGACGGCAGUGUUGAGACUGAUUUUCUUGAUGGAGUCGUUGGUCCCAUGGUUGCCUCUGCAUAUGCUGCUUUUGGUGGUGCUGCCGUCUGGGACGAGGCAAACGCUAGCCGGCUGCCUGGUUUGCACCACUCUAACGUCUCAUCAAUGACUGGAGGUGCCUACCAUCAUACCGGAGUUGAUCAGGGCGUUCAACGUGUCUGGGGCCUGGAAUCAGGACUCAGUGGAGCAGGCGUGGCUAGUGGGUCAUUGGCUUCUCCUCGACCCAGUACUCCGCCCCACUUUCCCCAGCCUCCGCAUCACCAUAAUUUACACCACCAACAACAACAGCAAACUCAACACCAGCAUUCCAGCAAACUUUUCGGGCUCCGAUCACCUAGAAAAAUUGUCAGUGCACUGAACGGUCUUGCUCAAGCGAAAGGAGUGGUCAAUGUCUCUGUCAGAUCUGGCCAACCCGUCACCCCAGUAGUCACUGCUGCAGGGACUGUUAUGAUGAUAUCGAAGCCUAAAGGUUACAACUAG